CGAAGGAAGGAAAGUAUUGAAUUGCUUCUUCCCCAAAAUUAAGCAGUUUUUACGCAUCCCUUCUUCGCUGGUCUUCUCCAAGGAAACUCUUGAAUAUUUGGCCGAUCUUUGCUGUCGAUUACAUCUUCUCUUCUUCAUCUAAGGAAAGUCGAUAUGUGCUCUUGAUCUUCUCUUAUAAUUUUCUUCUCUUUUCAACCAAAACCAAUAGCGAAACAACUCCGAAUUUGAAUCUUUGGGAACAAGAAAGUUUGUUGGCCACUAUAGCUUUGAACGAAGGCGGAUGAACGGCAAUGACCAAGGUCGGACAGAGCUGCUCUAGGUUUUUUUCCUUUCUGAUGCUCAAAUUAUAAUUUAGGGUUCCACUAAUUAUUGGUUUCGAACAUGCAAUCCGAUAAUUUUUUCACCAAUAUUUAUCAUAUAUUGCUUCGUAUUUUCAUUCUGCAAUUACACUACUGAUCAGUCAUUGCUUUAGAAUUUAAAAGUUUUCAUCAUAAAAGAGCAUUUUCGGUUUUUAAUAAACACAGAGAAAGAUAUUGUCCAGAUGGACUUUGAAGAUGAACAAAUCAAUUCUUUUCAGUAGAUGGUUACAUGCAACAACAUACUUGCGCAGUUUGUUGAGAAAAUAACAACAAAAACAAGUAAGUUCCCAAAAGUGGAGUUUGGUGAGGGUAGAACUAAGAAGUAUGCAAACCUUACCCUUACCUACAAUCCCACAAAGGCAAUUUCAAAAAGACCUUCCGCUCGGGUUAGAAAAAAUGUCAAAAGGAGAACAAAAGGGAAAAACUACUACAUAACAAAAGGGAAAAACAACUACAUAAAAGAGAAGAGGUGAGAGGAUAGCAACACAUAAAAAUGCAAAAAUCUUACAAAGACACACCUAAAUCUCUCCUAUAACCCGGCUCGAAACUAAAUUGCCUUCAAAUAGUGAAACUUUAGUUGUUUGCUGAAUCAAAAUCCAUGGGUUUGUUUGAAUUGAAGAGAACACUCAUCUUCUUGGAAUUUUGAUUAUUUCUUGCGAGUAUAGUGUUAGAGAGAAGAUCAAUUUUUAUUGAAAAUUUCACAUAUGCAAUCCACCAUAUAUUCUCUGUUGAAUUUGUUUUGGAAUCAUAUACUUCAUAUACUACGUAUGUUCUUAAGAACAGUUGGCAUUACAUAGCAGUAAAUACUCAUCUCCAAUCUGUAGAAUUGCCAAGGCGGACUUAGAGUGAAAAAAAGUCGACUAACUACUCUGUAUUCUUUUUUUGGUGAAAAAUCUCUUUCCGUUUCUAUUUCCACCUGGAGACCCAUUAGACAGGUCAACCUUCCAGUUGCGUUUGUUAGACAAAAUAAUCACAUAGGCUACCAUUUUUGCCAGCUUCAGGCUUCUAAUAGUUUCACUUCUCCAAAUUACUCAUGCUAAUCAAUUUAUGGGUAUUGCUUAAAAUACUCUGUAUAUGGAAAACUUGAAAGUACAUUUAUCUACUUAAUCCUACAAGUUGGUUUUCAGAGAUGUAACACAACCUUUACGAUACCCUAUAAGAAGAUGAAUCCCUGUUUGUAUUUCAUGAGUGCAAUUUAGUUUUAUUAGAGAUGUAUACUUGGCAUAUUUAUAUUAGACAGGAUCAUGAUGGGGUUGUAAUGGGGUAAGGAGGAGUUCUGCGGUUGGGAGAACUCGAGCACAAAAAGGUAUUUUUUCCCAAUUAUUUCUUAAUUGCCCAAGCUGGUCAUCUCAAAGAGCUCCAAGCCCAGCUUUGGUGUCUCAGUUAAAAUUUGGAGGUCAGAUUUUUAUUAGAUUUUCAGCUAUUGGCAUUCUCUUUCAUUUUUUCUCCUUUAUUUUCAAGUGUAUUCUUACAAAAGAACUAAAUAUACACAACUAUGUAUUUUUCUUUCUUGCAGUUGCAGAUAGACUAUAAAGUCUCUAAUCCUAAUCUUUUAGGAGAAGGUGGUGCAGUAGAGAAUGGACAAAUUGGCUCUAUUUGAUAAAUUUGCAUUGGCAGGUUCAUGGGCAAAGAGAAUGGACUUAGACAAUCAAAACCACCCACUCCACAGCCACCACAAAAACCAGCCAUGGAUCCCUGGGCAAAGUCCCGGCUCAGCAGGCAGUUUGCACCACCCAAAGAGGAGAAACGACCCAACUCCGAGAAUUGAAAAAAGGGUGAAAACAGAAAAAUUUAUUACAGGCGUAGCUGGGCUUGGUAUUGCUAGAUUAGUUUAUGAGCAUUAAAGCACUCCAGUUUAUUAGUGUUCUCCCUUCUUCCGCUGACUCAAUAUCACAGGGAUAUUGUCCUUUUUUCCACCUCAAAUUCCCCUAGAGUUGUAUAACACCAACAAAUUCAAUCGAGAUGGUCUUCGUGGAUGAACAUUUUACUUUGAAAAGUUCAUUUUUAGGUACUCUUGCAUUAAAUUAAUUAUAGAGAUCCCUGCAACAAUUUUAAGAACAACAAUAUCGAUUUAAAGAUUAACGUAUUUAUUGUUUUAUUUUGUAACUGUGUAUGCAUAUG
This is a messenger RNA of Cuscuta campestris, 2480 nucleotides long. NCBI's taxonomy places the organism in Eukaryota, Viridiplantae, Streptophyta, Magnoliopsida, Solanales, Convolvulaceae. The record is from the annotation of a GenBank genome assembly.